Molecule: messenger RNA, 2803 nt
Organism: Ananas comosus (pineapple)
Lineage: Eukaryota; Viridiplantae; Streptophyta; Magnoliopsida; Poales; Bromeliaceae
Product: glutamine-dependent NAD(+) synthetase
Exons: 14
Coding region: 183-2390 (735 amino acids)
Biological process (GO): NAD+ biosynthetic process
Cellular component (GO): cytoplasm
Molecular function (GO): glutaminase activity; NAD+ synthase (glutamine-hydrolyzing) activity; ATP binding
Source: RefSeq, a predicted model, not a curated record
UUAUAUUCCUGUGAGGUCGUGUUAUCUCAGUUAUGGAGAAUCCUGGUUUCUAUCGAUCACUUCCUCUCCUCUCCUCUCUUUUACCCGACCCUUCUCUCUCUCUCUCUCUCUCUCUCUCUCUCUCUCUCUCUUCGCUUGAGAAGUAACCAAUCUCUAAUCUCAAGGCGAUAGAGUUGUUUAGGAUGAGGCUCAUAAAGGUUGCAACUUGUAAUUUGAACCAAUGGGCGAUGGAUUUCGAUACCAAUGUGAGGAACAUCAAGGAGUCGAUAUCUAGGGCUAAAGAAGAAGGGGCCGCAAUUAGGAUCGGCCCCGAGCUCGAGAUUACGGGUUACGGUUGUGAGGAUCAUUUCCUGGAGCAGGACAGUGUUACGCAUUCAUGGGAAUGCUUGAAGGAUAUCUUAUCAGGUGAUUGGACUGACAAUAUACUAUGCAGCAUAGGAAUGCCUAUCAUUUUUGAAAGUGUGCGGUACAAUUGCCAGGUUUUCUGCUUAAACCGAAAGAUAAUCAUGAUUCGCCCAAAGAUGGCCCUUGCAAAUGACGGAAACUAUAGGGAAUUUCGGUGGUUCUCUGCUUGGACAUUGAAAGACAAACUUAUGGACUUCCAACUCCCAACUGAUGUUUCUGAGGCUAUAUCGCAGGACUCGGUGCCCUUUGGCUAUGGAUACAUCCAGUUUCUUGAUGUAUCUUUGGCUGCUGAAACUUGUGAGGAGCUCUUCACUGCAGAUGCUCCUCGGAUCGAGUUGUCACUGAAUGGUGUUGAGGUCUUUAUGAAUGCAAGUGGAAGUCACCACCAGCUAAGAAAACUGAACCUUCGAAUUGAUUCAAUAAAAAAUGCAACCCGUUUUUGUGGAGGUGUUUACAUGUAUAGUAAUCACCAAGGAUGUGAUGGUGGCCGCCUUUACUAUGAUGGAUGUUGCUGUAUUGCUGUAAAUGGAGAUGUGGUUGCACAAGGGUCUCAAUUUUCCUUGAAUGAUGUUGAAGUAUUGAGUGCUCAAGUAGAUCUUGAUACUGUUUCUAGCUAUCGAGGAUCUAUGAGUAGUUUCAGGGAGCAGGCAAGUCGCAAAUCGAAGGUUCCCUACGUGAAGGCACCGUACAAACUUUGUCAACCAUUUAAACUUGGAAUGUUUCCUACUAGCCCAGUUGAAAUUAAGUAUCACUGUCCUGAGGAAGAGAUAGCAUUUGGGCCUGGCUGUUGGCUGUGGGAUUAUCUGCGAAGGAGCGGGGCUUCUGGCUUUUUGCUUCCCCUUUCUGGAGGAGCAGAUAGUUCUGCAGUUGCAGCUAUUGUUGGCUGCAUGUGCCAACUAGUUAUAAAAGAUAUACAAAAAGGAGAUGAGCAAGUAAAGGCUGAUGCCCUUCGGAUUGGCCAGUAUAAAAAUGGAGAGUUUCCAACCGACAGUCGAGAAUUUGCGAAGCGCAUAUUUUAUACGGUUUACAUGGGAAGUGAGAACAGUUCUGAAGCUACUAGAUCACGUGCAAAGAAGCUAUCUGAUGAGAUUGGUUCAUGGUACCUAGACGUGCAUAUAGAUACUGUUGUUUCUGCAUUGAUCUCUUUAUUCGAGAAGCUAACAGGGAAGCGUCCACGAUACAAGGUUGAUGGAGGAUCAAAUACGGAGAACCUGGCUUUGCAGAACAUUCAAGCUCGAGUGAGGAUGGUAUUAGCCUUUAUGUUGGCAUCUCUUAUGCCCUGGGUUCAUAAUAAAUCUGGCUUUUAUCUCGUACUUGGUAGCUCGAAUGUGGAUGAAGGCUUACGUGGUUAUUUGACUAAGUAUGAUUGCAGUUCAGCAGACAUAAAUCCCAUAGGGAGUGUGAGCAAGCAGGAUCUCAGGGCCUUUCUUCGUUGGGCAGCUGUUCACCUCCAAUACCCUUCUUUGGCAGAUAUCGAAGCGGCACCUCCAACUGCAGAACUGGAGCCCAUUCGUUCCAACUAUAACCAGUUGGAUGAAGUGGACAUGGGGAUGACCUAUGAGGAAUUAUCGAUAUAUGGAAGGCUGAGAAAGAUUUUCCGCUGCGGCCCUGUGUCAAUGUUUCAGAAUCUAUGCCACAGAUGGUGCGGGAGAUUAUCCCCAUCAGAGGUUGCAGACAAAGUGAAGUACUUCUUCAAGUACUAUUCCAUCAACCGGCAUAAAAUGACCGUCUUAACACCAUCAUACCAUGCUGAGAGCUAUUCACCGGAGGACAAUAGAUUUGACCUUCGCCAGUUCCUGUACAAUUCGAGAUGGCCCUAUCAAUUCCGCAAGAUCGAUGAACUCGUCCAAGAGAUGGAUAAGGAUCCUAAAACUGUUGAAGUUCAAGAAGUGCUACAAAGGAAGGAUUUGGAUAUAACAUCUGGGCACGGAAGCGGGAUGGGAGUUGCCGCGGUGGGAUCUGGCAAUCCAAGAGCUGGUCUCUAAAAGAGACAAUAGCUAAGAAGUUAAUGAAAUAAUUACCAGGUUCUCCUUCAUCCAUUCCUUUUCGCUAUACGCUAUAAAAUCGGACUCGUCAAUAACCACUAAAAACCAGUGUCACUAGCAAUUUCAGGAGAAGCUGAUACUGUAACAACAGAAAUUGAGAGCAGGGAUUAAAUUUCAGAGCUAGUUUGUUUCGUAAUAAACAUUCAACAUUUACAUACCUUACACAAUUGAGAGACGACAAAAAAAAAAAGCCUUGUCCCUAACUUCGUCCUGGAAAUUUUAAGUUUCUGUAAUUAGUUAGUUCACCUGGGUCUGGACAAAAAUUUUUUGUGCUCUCAUAUAUAGGAAUUAAAAUUUGACUAAAGUUUUCUAUGUGGAAAGACAUGUAUAGUUUAUUUAUGUUGUUUUUUUUU